Molecule: messenger RNA, 801 nt
Organism: Penicillium samsonianum
Lineage: Eukaryota; Fungi; Ascomycota; Eurotiomycetes; Eurotiales; Aspergillaceae
Product: 6-phosphogluconolactonase
Exons: 1
Coding region: 1-801 (266 amino acids)
Biological process (GO): carbohydrate metabolic process; pentose-phosphate shunt
Molecular function (GO): 6-phosphogluconolactonase activity
Source: RefSeq, a predicted model, not a curated record
AUGGCCACCGGACACCCCAACCUUCACAGCUUUGCCAACUCCGAUGAACUAGCUGCGCAAUUGCGAGGCUACGUCCUCCGCUGCCAGAAUUCCGCUCUUUCCCGGCACGGCACCUUCCGCCUCGCCGUCUCCGGCGGCUCCCUGCCUACCGUCCUGGCCAAAGCCCUCCUCGCCACCAGCAAUGGCCUCCCGGAAGAUACCCCCCAAUUCUCCAAGUGGCACAUCUUCUUCGCCGACGAGCGCGCCGUACCGCUCGACCAUGAGGAUAGCAACUACCGUCUGCUGAACGACGAGCUCGUCGCCAAGAUCCCUUUCGAGCUCGGCACACCUGUCGUCCACCCCAUCGACAAGCAGCACAUUGAGGAUGACGAUCCUCAGGAACUCGCAGAUCUCUAUCAAGAGGAUCUGAUGCGCGAGUUUGCCGCCAAGGACAGCGUCAAGUUGCCCGCCUUCGAUCUCAUCCUCCUGGGCUGCGGCCCCGAUGGCCACACCUGCUCGCUCUUCCCUGGCCAUGCCUUGCUUCGCGAGAAGGAUGCUUGGGUUGCGCCUGAGACAAACUCGCCCAAGCCCCCGCCUAAGCGCAUCACCCUUACCCUGCCGGUUGUUACCCACGCUAUCAACAUUGCCUUUGUCGCGACAGGCGCGGGCAAGAAGGAAAUCCUUAAGCAGAUCUUUGAUCUUGAGGAGGGAUCCAGUCUUCCUUCCGCUCUGGUUAACCAGGGUGCUGGUGAUAAGGUGACCUGGUUCACUGAUCACCCGGCAGUGGAUGGUGUUUCAUUUCCUCGUCGUGGGAGUCUUUGA